GAGAGAAGUGCCGCCUCCACCUCUUUUUGGGCAGCCACAGUUGCAGUCUGCAAACUUUGCUCAAAAGCGAGUGCUGCUCUUAUCAGGCAGUGUCUGUGUGAAUGCGAGCCGGUCAAAGGGGAAAUGGGAAGAUGAUGGAAAAUAGCAUCAUGCUUGCAGCACUGCUAGUGGAGCACCCUCCAGAGAGUGUGCUGUAUCCACCAGAAACACAGCACAGAAUGUUUCUUGCUUGAGCCUAUGCAUUUUCUCCCUUCACCUGAGAAACUAGUGUAACUCAAUGAGAUUGGGAGACUCCAGGUACAUGGACCAUCAUAACUCUAAGACCUGCGAUUUGCUGGUGUUUUAAUGACUGUAUGAAAACAAAGUAUGCUUUGGGCUAGGCACGACGGAAGGAUGGGAUUAGUAUGAAUGAGAGCGAAGGUAUUGGUUUCCUUAUAGCUUGGACUCAGCAAGUCAGACAUUGGAUAGGGUAUGACCCUUGAGUACAUCUAAAGAUGAGAUUACCAAAGUAUUUUGACUCUGUAACUGUUCCAGUAGAACACACAUCAAGGAAAAGCGGAGCUUCAAGACGUGGCAAGCAUCUGUACAAAGAUGUGUCCCUAGUAGUCCCGAGUGGAUGGAGGUGCCAUUGUGCACACGUGAAACAUGGCUCUGAAGGCUGCACCUUGAUUCCUGUAGCUCCACAUUCUGUCUUUUUCUCCUAGAUCCUCACCUCUUGCCUAUCUGCUCUACUUACAGCCAUUGAUUGCCACUGCUCUGCUGCUGUGUACCACAAAGAAGUUGCAGUCCCAAGCCAAUCUCUGUAACCUCGGGCACUCUGCUGGAUGGUGGUUUUGAGCUAUCCUACUUUAUUCUUUCUAGAUGCUGCCUCCCUCACAGGUUCCUACAGCUGUGAUGAGGCAACACAGGGCAGUUUAUAGGGAACUCUUCAGAUUAUAUUCUGUUGUGGAUUCUUUAGUUCCUAUAGAAAUGAUUGAUCCCCUCUUGCAUUGUAGUCCCAGGGGAGGUAAACUCAUCUUUGGCCAGUGAUAAGUAGUGGAAUAGGUAUGAAGGAGAUGGGCACAUCGCCCUGAUGAAAACCUUGGUGGAAUGGAAGGUAGGGUUAUUCCUGUGCUGUUAUAUACCCUACGCAUAUCUAAAAAGACCUCAUACGUGAAAGUCUCCUUACUGCUAGCAGUGAGUUUCAUAGAUGGAAAAUUCAGGUAUUCUGAGUUGUUGCAGGUGUAUCUUGACAGAAACAUAGCUGAACUGGUGCAAAGGAUAGUGUUGACUGUCCCUCAGCUGCUGGUGUCAGGAUACAUUUCCAGGUCGGAUGAGUUUAACUGAGUGGCAGGGACGGAGGAUGCCACUAAGCAGAUUUUAAGAAAUUUCCUUUAAACCAACAUUUUUUGGAAUCUAGCAUCUGAAUCUCUCAUACCACGUAGAGGAGAUGUUAUUAGCAGAGAGAUUUCAAAAGCAAUGCAGUUCAAUAUAAUGGAAAACACCUGACCUGUAUCUGAUUCCAUUUGGGAUCUCAGUAACAGCUGCAAAGGAGGCCAAGCUGAAUUCCAUCAGCAUAGCGAGAUCUCAAGAGCCCCUUUGGAGUAUGCCCGGAAUACAAAAUACAGCUGAGCCCCUUGCGUUUAUUAGCAUGACAGCUCCCUGAGUGGGAGAGAGAGGAUGUGUAUAUGUGUGACUUGGUGGCUAAAGGUGGAAUUCUGCUGCUUAAAUUUCUAAGGAUAAAUUCGUUGAGGCCUUGAUGCUUGAUGAGGCUGGGAUGCUUUUAAGCUGGGGAAAGAGAAAGGUUGAGUGCCUGCUGGGAUUCCAUUUUGCAAGUGGUUCCUUUCUUUAUAAUGACAGGAGUUGUUCUGCUGCAAUGUGUUUUUAGUAAAAACUGGCUUUUUCAUCCAAAAGGCUAGAGUGUUUUUUUUUCAGGAAACAUUGAUUUCCCACUCAGUCUCAGUGGGAUUUAUCAAAAGAAGCAAAUUCCCUUCUUCUCCAUUGUCCAUAGAGGGACUCUGGGGAGCAGGUAAAGGGAUUUUAGCAAAGUGAGAAUAAUAAUGCACUGAACUCUUGUCAAAAGUUGAGGUUUUUAUAUGUAUGUGAAUCUAUGUGUACAUAUGAACGUAUACCCACGGGCAUACAUAUUUAAUGAAACCCUGAGCAAUUUUGUGGAAAAAUGUCCAUGCCAACAUUUUCAGUUUCAUCAGACUUUCCUUUUCAAUUCUAAUAAUUCAGGUUCCUUUGGGGAUUGUCAAAGUCUGCACCUGUGACUUAACCCUUCAGUUGGCUUCAGUCUCUAUGUUGGAUCAAACCCAUUCAUUGUCUAGACCCCUUUUCCCUUGUUCUCUGAUGAUGUGUUGGGCCUAUAGUCUCUGCGUCCUUGUGUGCUAAAAUUGGUACAGUCUCUGGCAUCCCAGAGGGGCCUCCAGAGCAUUACAGAUGGUCAUUCUGGGGCAGGAUGGGGAGGCCUGAUGGAACUCAAAUAAUGUGCUUCUCCUUCAUUACCCUCCACCCAGACAGUUCAACACAGCAGAUCUUCCUAUUGUAUCUUCUUUCUCUCUUUCUCUGCCUAUUUAGGCUGUACCCUUGGCUUAGUCACUCCAUAGCGCUUUCAAUGUCAGGAGCAUGCCCUUGUGUUACAGCAGAGCCUUGCACGGCUUAGCUCUGCUGCUUUGGCACUGGAAGAACUGUCUCUGCUUUCUCACCCAGAAAGCAACAUUUCCCCUUGGUAUAAAGACAUGAAUUGCCGUCUUUGUUGGUUCCCACUUAAAGAGUUGUGUCCCAGGCUGGUGUGUCUGCUAGCCAGGGCUCUCUGCUGGUAGUGCUAAGGUGGCAGAAUUCUCAUCUGCUGCUUCAGGACACCUUAGCCAGCAAAGGAUUUGUUCUGGUCUUUAGUGCCUGCCAGCCGUUUUCACCUGUCUUAUUUAGUGGUGAGCAGGAAAUUAUAUAGGACACAGCAUUUGGGUCUACAUAUCCCAUAAGGCUUUAUUUUCAUGAAGAAUAGAGGUGGUGUUGCUGCAGUGCUAUAACUGAGCUUUUUAGCUAUUGAAGAAUACCAGAAGCAGUUGCCAUUUCCACAGCUACUGUGACAUGUUUUGGUUUCUAGAUCUGCAAGGACUGCCCAUUCAACUCAAUUGAUUUGCAACUCAAUUGAUUUAUUUUCCCACCAUUUUUUAAUCACCUCUAAAAAUAAAAAGAAGUUCUGCCAGCAGCCAGAUCAGUUCCCUGCCCUUCACCAAAUAAUAAAUAACAAGAACUAACUGGAGUUCUUGGUGGAAAUCAGGAGAAAGGUUGGGAACAGAGCAGAAGCUAAGCCUGGUGUUUCUCGCCUCUGAAAAUGUGAGACACAAGCGUGUUGAGACUCAGCUAGGAUGGGUUCAAAAAGGGUCAGUUUUCAGCUGCUGCCUCCCCGUUUUUCCCUCCCCUUUCCCUUUUCUCAUCAGCUUCUCGGUAAAUCAUCUCCCUCUUCUGGCUCUUCCAGGACUACAGAAGCAGAGGGGCUGCCCUCUGUCCUUGCAGAGCAGCUGUGAGAUCUGCCCCAUGUCACUGUGAGCUCCCUGGCCAGGAUUUCCUCUUGGACUCAAAGAUGACUUCUAUGGCAAGAGGAACCUGGGAGGAAAAUGGAUGAGACUAGAAAACAGAAGAACUGAAGGAUAUUGUCUUGUCCCGUUGGUGAGAAAGGACAGUGGUGCUCAUUGUGGGUACUGGAUAAAUGAAUACACCUCCACCUUGGGGAUUGGUGUCUUCCACUCUGGCAUCGAGAUCUACGGCAGAGAGUUUGCCUAUGGAGGGCAUCCCUACCCUUUCAGUGGGAUUUUCGAGAUCACACCUGGCAGUGCGGUAGAACUUGGCGAGACCUUUAAAUUCAAAGAAUCCAUUGCCUUGGGCACCACAGACUUCACAGAAGAGGAUGUGGAUAAGAUUAUGGAAGAGCUGGGCAAGGAGUACAAAGGAAACGCGUACCACCUGAUGCACAAGAACUGUAAUCACUUCUCUGCUGCUUUGGCUGAGAUACUAUGUGGGAAAGAGAUCCCCCGCUGGGUGAACCGCCUGGCCUACUUCAGCUCGUGCAUCCCCUUCCUCCAGAGCUGUCUCCCCAAGGAGUGGCUGACCCCAGCAGCCCUGCAGAGCCACAUCAGCCUCGGCCUCCACAAGGAGGAGCAGGGGGACACAACGGACGAGGAGUCCCCCUCCACCUCUGCAGCCCCCUCAGCCUCAGGCACUUCGCGAACCUGUAGACAUACCCGGGUCUAAACUGUGCCCAGCAUGCCCUCAAAUAACAUCCCCCUCUCUCUUGUACGAUUUAUUUCUCACACCCUUUCACAUACCUUGGUUUCUCUCUUCUUCAGUGGACAACACAGGGGAGGGAAGACCAUUUUUACUAAGGAGGCGAAGCUUCAGUCCCUUUUCCAAGGGCUGCCACUACAGUUGUUCGGCAAAAUUACCGUGAACCCCAAUGCUGAACUGAGGAGUGUGGCGACUAAACUGGAUUCUCCUCCCAGGGCCUCCAUGCCCCUUGAUCCAUGGAGAACUGCUGUCUCUCUCGGGCAUGAGAGCAUAUGUACGGGCAGGGGGGCUCCAUACUGUGAUGUUCCUUCUCUGGAACUGUUUUAUCUUUUUAUCUCUUCCCCCACCUAUGUGAGCCCAGCAACCUCCUCUCUAUUUUGGCUGGGUUUGCCAUUCCCCUAUGACAAAUCUCCUGCCCACACCCAGUGAAGGAAGCAGAGCCAGAACUCAACCUUCUCAUCUCUCAGACCAGCAACAAGCUCCACUCAGCCCCAUCCUUUUUGUAAUUAUCAGGUUUCUAACUCAUGUGAAGGACAAAUGAAAGGUGCUGCUGUUCUACAACCACCAGUUUUCAGUACUCAAAUUUAAGAGCUCAAAUGACUGUCCUGCUCUUGAAAAUAAUAACAAAGAACCUAGAAAAUGAAUGUGUUACCAUGGCUUUUAUUUGGGAUCCAAAAGAGGAUGGGGCUAGUGCUUAGAGGCAGCUACUAAGUAGGUGCAGAGAUGACUGUUGACCAUAUUGGUGCUUUUUGGCACAGACCCCUCUCAGUCCCCCUAAUUGUAGGCAGCGUUCCUGGGUUUCCUUUUUUCCCCCAGAUUCCCUGAGGAAUCUCUCUCCUAGCUGACAUUUGCUGCUGGUUUUGGGAGAAUGGCCCUCUUGAGCACAAGGAGGAGGGGAGAGAAUCUGUUGGGAAAGUCAGUAUUUCCUUCAGCUUUUCCUCGUGUACUCACAGACCUAAAACGUGGCUCCAGAGUCACCCUCCCCCAGCCUAUUUUUGAGCCAACCCAAGAAGGUAAAAAAUAAGUGAUGAACCCAAAGAAUGUCAACAUGUUUCCUUCUCCUCCCUUUUUGGAGGUGGAGGGGGAAACUUAGGGCCACAUCUGGAAAGCAUGGAUGACCCUUCCGAUGUGUGGGCCACCAUGGUGCCUUCCGUUGUGCGCACUAUUUCAGUGGCAUGAAAAAUGGGCAUAGCUGGCUCACUGGCCUUUCCAGGCUGGGUCUUGACAACAAUCUGGUUCUUGGAUGUAUUUAUGCUCAUUCUGACAGCUGAUGAGAAAGCAGAGGAGGAGGAAAGGACAAGUACACCAACUCUUCCACUCAAUUACCUCACUAGGAGUUCUAGUCAGAAGAGGUAGGAGACAAUUAAAGGGAAAAUCCAGGCCCCCUCUCUUCCUUGCGACUCCUCUUGGCUACACAAAGGAGGAUGAAAACGGAACAGGCACAGUGUUGAGAAGGGGUUGCCAUUUUAGAAAUGCAGUUCUCAAGCAGCUACCACCAAGUCAGGACUUCCACCCUCCACCCACAAAGAACUACAAGCAGCCCUUAAGAUGGCUGGUAGUUUCCUUUUAUUGGUCGCAAUAGCAUGCUAAGUCCAACCAGCUGUUUCUUUAGCUCAGGUAUACAGAAGCAUGUGCAUUCAGGGCUGAAGGUCUUGGCUAUGAUGUACAUCAUGUCUGCACAGACAGCGCUUAAUGGUUUGUUACAUGUGCACGCUCUUAGUGAAGCAGGAGGCUUUGGAGAGAUCUAUUGGAUGGAAAUAAAACUCACAGGAUGGCCUCAUUCCACCGCCUCCUGAAGUGAUGCAUGUUUGGGCAACACCACCUUUACAAAACACCUCUCAUUUUCAUCCUCUGAACAAAUUGCUGCAAGUUCUGUACUGAACUAAAAUCACGUUUCUUAUUAACCUUGGCCACUCACAGCCAAUACUGCAUUGUGAGCAAUUCUGCAGCUCCUGGUAGCCAGUCCAGCACCGAUCUUGAUUACCCUGUCUUGUCCAGGGAUGUUUAAUAAGAUUUCCAUCCUGUUCUCCAUCCCACUGCCCAGAAACCACGUUACACAAUGUACUGUUGCACUACCUAUUCCCCUGCAGUCAUGGUCAUUGCAGCCUAAACCAGCAGCGCAAGCUUCAUUUGUCUGAAGUUCCCAGGGCGCCUGCCAAUAGCCAGCAGCACGUUAUGUGCAGUGAAUUUUAAAAUCUCUUUUUAAGUCCUUCUCUGGAGGAAAGUGAGAAGAGGCUUUCCCAGAGCUUUUGUCUAGGCCAGGGAAACUGCAGUCAGAAACACCUAGUUCCUGAUGUGACAAAAGCCAGCCUGCCAUCAGCCUUGUGUUUCCGCUCUGCACCUGAACUCCAGAUAAAGCAUGAUGUGUACAUCUAGGAGAGAACUAGGGCUCCAGAGGCAUGUUUCACAUGGAAAACCCUCUCACAGUAUUUCACAAAGUAAAAAAUGCUUAACUGGCUGUAUGGUAACCCGGACAAGAAAGCUACAUUCAGCCUCCUUGAGGAUAUGAAUAUAUGCUUGAAGUAUUGUGAAUAACACUUGGGGCAAGCUGUCAAUGUCACAAAAACCAGAUGUUUGUUUAUCUACUUUUAUGUUUGUCCAUCUAUUUAUGACAGUAUGGGUCACAUCAAAAAGGCAUCAAACCUCUGUUGUAAAUCAAAACCAGAAUAUAUUCCAAUCUUCAAAAGCGUUUCUCCCCACCCCUCUCUGUUCAAGGCAACCAACCAAUAAUGACAAGAACAAAGGGACACUGUGGAAAUAAAAUAUAUAUUGUUGAUAGCUUUACCUAUGUAAUUUAACAGCAUUUUAGAUUAUUAAACACAAAGACAUUUUAAAAGUCUAA
Molecule: messenger RNA, 7111 nt
Organism: Harpia harpyja (harpy eagle)
Lineage: Eukaryota; Metazoa; Chordata; Aves; Accipitriformes; Accipitridae
Product: deubiquitinase DESI2-like
Exons: 5
Coding region: 3607-4236 (209 amino acids)
Biological process (GO): protein deubiquitination
Molecular function (GO): deubiquitinase activity
Source: RefSeq, a predicted model, not a curated record